AGGGAUCGAAGUUGACGUGUCGCUCGACUCCGUCGCUGAAGAAGACAAGCCCCCGAAAUCUCAUCCUCUGUUUCACUUCACCUCUCUCUCUCUCUCUCUCUCUCUCCGUGUCGCCGACAAUGUCGAGGCUCGCAUGGCUUCUGCCGCUCUCCCUCCUCCUCCUCGUUUCGGUCUCCGCCGCCGCCGACGUCCAGAUAAAAGUUACCAAUAACCCUGCGGAUGAGUUGGUGGCUGUAGUUAACAGCAAUAGAACUGCAAGCAAAGGAUCUUCCCUCUAUGACAACCCUGGGCUAGCGUGCAUUGCUCUGCAGUACAUAAAGGCAUACCAAGGUGAUUGCGGUGCCGUAGGAGGCGCCAAAGCUAUGAAACCUUCCGAUGCUGACUUCGCCGAGACUUUUGCCCCCAAUUGUGGUGUUCAGACCUCGACGCUUUCCCCUAUCACUGGUCGUUUACUUGGGUGCCAGACUAAGUAUGUGUCUCCUUCCGAAGCAUUCUCGGAAAUCUUGAUGCAGAAAGAAAAGAGCAUAGAAAUUCUCACUGACAAAAACCAUACUGAAGUGGGAGCUGCAGUCAGUGGCAGUGAUGGUGGAUCUCCUUACUUCUGGUGCGUCUUCUUCAGCAAUGGCACAUCCAACGGUAGCUUUGUUUUAGAUGGGGGUGUGGCCAAGAUUACUAAACCCGGAUGCUUUAGCGGCGCCAAUGACGACUGCAGUAGCGCAUAUCCUUCUCAAGUUCAUCACCUAUGGCCAUUUGUUGCCUCGGGUUUGGUUGCACUAUGGUAUGUCUUUGCCCUAUGAUCAAGUCUCUAAGGCUGUUCACCAUUUAAUUUUUUGGCUCUCUGUAUUUGUCUAGUCAAUUCCUUUGCCACUGUAAUUUGUUUUCUGUAUCUUGGUCAUUUUGCCCCCCGCAAUAUACAGUCCGUGAAGUAAGCUCUUUAUUUUUGUACUUAAUUCACGUUGAAGAGUUCGUCGUUACGCGAUCUACUCACAUGGAAUACACUAUUCGGAGUGCUUUUUCA
Molecule: messenger RNA, 1018 nt
Organism: Syzygium oleosum
Lineage: Eukaryota; Viridiplantae; Streptophyta; Magnoliopsida; Myrtales; Myrtaceae
Exons: 2
Coding region: 120-797 (225 amino acids)
Source: RefSeq, a predicted model, not a curated record